GACAUUUUUUAACUUUUUCUCUUUCCUUUUUUCUCAUGUUGCAAAAUAUUAAUGUUCAGUUAGUGGAGUCCCCAGACUUUAAAACUAAGACGUGUUGAUGUUGUAUUUACCCUUCAGAACUUCUCUCUAUAUAAAUGAACUAAGCAGCAAUAAGCUUCCCUCACAAUUGCAGAGGAGAGAAAAAAAGGAUUUGAUUUGGUUAGAGAUAAUAAAAAUAAUAAUAAUAUUAGAUAUAUGGAAACUUGGGGUACAUUUUAUGAAAAAUCAAAGCCAUUUUUGGCUGUAAUUUUUAUACAAUUUGGGUAUGCAGGAAUGUCAAUCAUUUCAAAAUUUGCUUUAAACCAAGGAAUGAGCCAACAUGUAUUAGUUGUCUAUAGGCAUGCAGUUGCCACCAUUGUUAUGGCUCCUUUUGCCAUUCUUUUUGACAGGAAAGUGAGGCCAAAGAUGACCUUCUCCGUCUUUGUGAAGAUACUGUUGCUUGGUUUAUUGGAGCCAACUAUUGACCAGAACUUGUACUACACUGGCAUGAAAUAUACGACAGCAACUUUUGCUUCUGCUAUGUGUAAUAUUCUUCCUGCUUUUGCAUUUCUGAUGGCUUGGGCCUUAAGGCUUGAGGAGGUUAAGUGGAAGAAAGUGCAUAGCUGGGCAAAGGUGUUGGGAACAAUAGUGACAGUUGGAGGAGCAAUGUUAAUGACUUUAAUAAAAGGGGCAAUAUUGGAAUUACCAUGGUCAAAAGGAUAUGAUAAUCAAGCAUCUACAGCUGCAGUCACCCCACAUGAUACCAUCAAGGGUGCUUUUAUGAUUGGAAUUGGUUGCUUAUGUUGGUCUUGCUUCAUCAUCCUUCAGGCAAUAACACUAAAAACAUACCCAGCUGAGCUCUCCCUAACAGCUUUGAUAUGCUUCAUGGGAACUAUUGAAGGCAGCAUAUUUGCUGUUAUAAUGGAAAAGGGCAAUCCUUCAGCUUGGUCUAUACACUUUGAUUCCAAGUUAUUGGCUGCUGUUUAUAGUGGAGUCAUGUGUUCAGGAAUUGCUUAUUAUGUACAAGGAGUAAUAAUGAAGGCUAAAGGUCCUGUUUUUGUGACUGCCUUCAAUCCUCUAAGUAUGGUUAUUGUUACAAUUUUGGGCUCUUUUGUCUUAUCAGAGAUCAUGUACUUGGGAAGGAUUAUUGGAGCACUGGUAAUUGUUACUGGUCUAUAUCUAGUAUUAUGGGGUAAGAGCAAAGAUAAAUCUCCAUUAGCUUCAAGCAAUGAUAAGGAAGUUGUAACCACUUCAGAAAUGGGUACUACAGGUGAAAGUGUAGGUACUUCAAAUCAAGAAUUUGUUGCAAUUGAUGUCACCAAAGUAAGACCUACAGAAUAAUCUGUUUGAAGGAAUUAUAUUCUAAUUAAUUUGGUUAAGGAAAUUUGAGCUUUCUCUACUAAUUAGAUUCAAAUGUGUUUUUUUUUUUUUUUUUUUU
Messenger RNA from Jatropha curcas, 1456 nucleotides. RefSeq names its product WAT1-related protein At2g39510. Lineage: Eukaryota; Viridiplantae; Streptophyta; Magnoliopsida; Malpighiales; Euphorbiaceae. Gene Ontology annotation, cellular component: membrane. The record is from RefSeq and is a predicted model, not a curated record. Gene Ontology annotation, molecular function: transmembrane transporter activity.